AUGCGUUCGGUUGCACUUGCUCUUGCGUGUCUUGCCACUGGCAUUCAUGCUCUCCCCAGACCCGCCGUGAGCUAUGCGGUAGUCAACGUGGAUGGCGGUUCUGCGCCCACGAGCUCUGCGGCAGCACAAACGACAGUGGUCUCUACUGUUGUCGAGUCAGAAGUGCCUACCACCGUCUCACAGAUUGUGUACAAGACUGUGACCGAUUCGUCAGCUACAGCGACUACUGUGUCUGUCAAGACGGUGACAGAAACACCGAGCGAAACUCCUACACCAUCAAGCCUCCAACCCGCUGCUCCCUCGACAUCAGCACAGGCUUCAGAGAUUUCUUCAGCACCAUCAUCGUCAUCAUCUCCAUCGGCAUUGCCAUCACCGUCGCCAACCUCAUCGCCAAAAAGCAGCACCUCGCUCGCGUCGACAUCGUCAUUGCCUAGAUCAUCUGGCGCCACGAUCUCGACAAACACACCACUGCCAUCUUCUGCAUCUCAGGCUGUCAAGAGCAGUUCAACUACAAACACUGCGUCCUCAACGCAAAGAAGCAGCAGUAGCAGCACAACACCAACAGCAUCCGUGUCAAUCAACUCGAUUGUAUACGAAGUGACUGGUGGAGCACUCACAACAGACUAUGUAACAGUCACACUCUCUGGCAGUGCUCAAGCCACGAGCUCGUCAACCAGCUCGACAUCAUCCUCAUCGUCUGACUUGGCAGCGUCGACGGUGGUUGUGGUGCAGACACAGACUGUGGUACCCGCCGCAGCAACCAACUCGGCGUCGUACUAUGAUAACGGAAUGUGGCACACGUCGUAUGUAAUCAAGAACUUCCCCACACUUGCUCCUAGUGCUGCAGGCCACCACUGGAACAGCACGUCACACUAA
Aureobasidium namibiae CBS 147.97 is the source of this 876-nucleotide messenger RNA. RefSeq lists its product as uncharacterized. The coding region runs from base 1 to 876 and encodes 291 amino acids. The transcript has a single exon. Lineage: Eukaryota; Fungi; Ascomycota; Dothideomycetes; Dothideales; Saccotheciaceae. The record is from RefSeq and is a predicted model, not a curated record.